Messenger RNA from Fonticula alba, 6189 nucleotides. RefSeq lists its product as hypothetical. Lineage: Eukaryota; Rotosphaerida; Fonticulaceae. The record is from RefSeq and is a predicted model, not a curated record. The transcript has 3 exons. Bases 1 to 6141 code for a protein of 2046 amino acids.
AUGGGCGACGAGUUCCCCCACUCGGACACGGACUGCGGCCACUCGGCCGACCGCUCGGCCACCGACACUUUUGACCUGUCAGAGCUGACCACCACCGCCCUGUCGCUUGCCGGCGACAGCUUCGGCGGGCCGGACCUCGUUGCCACAGCCAUGCCCGGCUUCGCCGUGGCCGAUGACUCGCUGGUGGACGAUUGGAUGGCCGUCGGCCAGCCCGACGGUCACCCGGCCGCCGUGCCCCCCGGCCACACGCUACUCACGGUGUUCGCCUGCUUCGCCGGGAAUGAGUGUGCCUCGGCCCGGCCGGCCUCCAACCAUGGGCCGGCCCCGCCCAGCCCGCCGAUCUCGCGCCCGGCCACGCGCCCCGUGUCCCAGCACUGUGCCGACCAGGAGGCAGCCCCGGCCCCGGCCCCGGCCCCGACCCCGGUCUCGGCCCCGCCCCCUGGUACCGGGCACAUCCCCGUCUUCCGGAGCUCCAUCACCCUGUGUGUGCCGGUGGAAAGCAACCUGGCCGACGUGCUGCGCCGGGCCUGCGCCGCCCUCUCCAUCUGGGACGACCAUAAUUACUAUCUGGUCGGGUCGACGCGCGAGCUGGCCCCAGGCAAGGGUGGCCCCGCCGGGCCGGCUCCCCUGCGCCCAUGUGCCGCGCACACGCACUUCCCCGACUCCGUGGUUGUGGACGCCCUCUGCCUGAACUCCAACUGCGCGGAGAUCCUGGCCGAGGCCUGCCCGGCCCCGGCCGCCAGUGACUUCCCCAUCUUCUGUUGUGAGGUGGGCCCGGCACCGGGGUCGGCCGCGGCUGCGGCCAUAUUGGCGGCCUCCGGUGCCACGGCCGCCCUCACGACCACGACCACGGCCACGGCCACGGCCACGGUCGCCCCAAUGCCUGGCCACCCUGCCGACACCGGCCCCGGUGGCUGGGAUCAAUCGCCGCCGCGGUCGCCCAUCGAGGAGACCGGCUCCCCGCGGCCGUCGCCGGCGUCGCACAUGCUGGGCCAACUGGCAUCCAAGCGCUUUUCCGGGCCCUUUUCCGGGCUCGGCCGCAGUGGCGGGGGCCUCCCGGGCGUGGGUCCGGCCGCCGGGGGGUUUGGCUCUCGCCUGCCCCACCGCCACCAUCGCCACCACCACCAUCACCACCACCAUCACCUGUCGACGCAGAGCUCCACCACCGGGCCCGCCGGGGCUGUCAUCCCCUCGCCGCCGGUGUCCUCCUCCUCCUCUUCCUCCUGCUCGUCCAGCCACCCAGGGUCCUCGUCCUCGGACACGGCCAGCGAUUCGGGAUAUCCCUCAUCGCCGCGGCGCGGGCUCGGCUCCGACGCCGGGCCCCGGUGGUUCGACAGUGGAAGCCUCGGCCGCAGUCGCCGUGCCAAGGAGGCCCCCUACGAGGGCCCCGGUCUCCCGCCCUUCACCCGGGUGGCUGACCUUCAGACCUCCAAUCUCUGUCUCUUGCCGGACCUCUUCGCCACGCGCGACAUCUUCACCAUCCAGCUGGCCCGCGGCGAGUCCAUGACCCCGGCCCUGCUGGCAUCGCCCUUUGCCGCCGGGGGGAUGACCACAUCCUCCGACAGCACCGGGGCGCCGCCCGGGGCCGGACACAUCUCCGACGGCAGUGCCAGCGACUCGCUCUCGCCCUCCUGGGCGGCCAUCGGCCUCGGGGACGGCCUGACCAGUGCCAAUGCCGGAUUCCAAUUCCAGCCGGCCGGUCACUCGAAGACCAUGCCGGCCCCGACGGGCCCCGGCUCCGUGAUAACCGCCAUCACCACCCCCGGGCUGCCGGCCACCGUCACCAGCUCCAGCUCCACCUCCGAGGGCUCCUACCAAACGGGGCCCAUCCCCUCCACCGACAGCGGGACAUACGGCGGCUCGGAGGGCUCCUUCGCCGAUGCCGAGGACAUGGACCUCGAAAGCAUGGACCUGGUGUCCUUCUCUUCGACCUGCUCCGGGUCGGACCGCAUCCCCCCCCUGCCGGAGGUGGUCCCGGCCCCGGCCCCGGCCCCGGCUCCGGCCCCGGCCCCGGCCCCGGCCGGCCGGUCGAAGAAACUCCUACGCGGCUUCAAAUCCACCAUCAAGAGCCUCUCCACCAUGGGACUGCAGGUGACCGGCGGCGGGGGCCCCCGGAGCCCGAGCCUGGCUACGGCCCCCGGCGGCGGGCCCGGCUCCUCGGACGCCUCCACCAGCGAGCCCGAUGACGCGGGGCCCGGCUCGCCCCUGUCUCCGACGGCCACGAUGGUGGCCUUCCGGGCCUCGUCGGCGGAUGGCCCCGGCCCCGGGGCCGGGCCCAAGUCUCCCUGGCACUCGGCCGGGGCCCUGGGCGCCGCGCCGGUGCCGGCCAAUGCGGCCAUGCUCUCGCCUGCCUACCUCUCCUGCGAGGUGGCUUGCAAUGCCGGGCUUGGGUCGUGCGAUGCGCCGCACAUCCAUGGUCCCCAUGCUGCCGGGUCUUCGCACAUUCUUUCGCAAUUCCUGACCCUGCCCUCGAGCAAUGCCGCCUCCACCACCGGGGGCACAUCCGCCGGGGCUCCGGGCCCGGCGGCCAGCCGUGCUCCCAGUGGGGCUCCCGGGCCGGCCCCCUUCCUCGGCAGCGCCGCCGGGCCUGCCAGCGCCUGCGGACCCAGCGCCGCCAGUGGCCUUGUGUCCUCCGCCUCGAGCAUGUCCCUGUCGUCCAUCUUCACCUCGGGGUCCUCCUCGGCCCCGGUGGCCGGGCUCUUUUCCUCAUCUGCCUCCUCCUCCUCCUCCUCCUCCUCCUCCUCGUCAUCCGACCAUGAUGGCCGCGGUGGGAUCCUUUCUCCCGGAUCCGGGUCCGGGUCCAGCACGCCCUUCCUCCGGGCGGACGUCAUUUCCUCGGCCAAUCGGUUCGUCACUCGGCCCAAGCACCUGCGCAAGGACAGUGUCUACUUGUCGGUCAUCUUCUUCGACCGCCAUAUGAAGGUCUUGUCGCACAGCCAGUCCGGGCACCUGCCGUCGGUGGAGAUCUGCCGGAACUACGGCCCACUGGAGGCCGACUCGGAUGACUUCGUGUGGGCCUUCCAGCGGUCGCUGGACUACGAGAACACCGUGCACGACAUGUGCACCUUCCGGCCAGACUCCUCGGCGCAGUACUCCUCGGCCUAUCUGACCGACCCCUCUGUGGCGUCGUCCUCCUUCCGCCAGGGAUUCCUCCGGGCCGUGGAGCAUUUCCUCAGCUUCGACAUUUCCAUCUUCGGGUACAUGUACGACGCGCCGCUGGUGGUCAGCGACCGACGCGUGACACACUUGAUGGUCCUGCGCCCGGUGUCAGCCGCAUCGCCCAUCCGCUCGCGGCGGCUGGACUCCGUCAUCCAGGGCAGCGACGUGCAGGAAAUCAGCCAGCCGGCCCCGGCCCCGGGGCCCGGGGCUCCGGCCCCCGGGAAGCUCGGCCUCUCCUGGCGCCCGCUGUCGGAUCUGAUGCUUACCUACCCCGGCGGGCCGUCCUCCGACCACCUGUGGAUCAAUCUGCCGGCCAUCGUGGCGGCCCGGCGCCCGGCCGUUCCGUUGCCCUGUCUGUCACGCUUCCUUUCGGAGGGCGCCGCCCGGGCGCGGUCCUUCACGCACAUGGCCGCCGGCCCGGUGGUGACCGACACUUCCUCGGCCGCCGCCGAUGAGGACGCCCUCAUGCGCACUUCCAGCAGCGGGUGUCUCUUCAUGCUGACCAGCAGCAGCUCCUCCGGGGACUUGGUGUCCACCGUGUCCGGGGAGCUGGGCCUGGCGCACCAGGCCGCCGCCUUCACCGAGCCGCGCAGCGAUCUCUGCCCGCCGGCCGGUGGUGUGGCCCCCGGCGCCGGCGGCGCCUCCCUGCGCGGUGGUCCUCUCCUGGGGGCCGGCGGCGGUGGCGGCGGCGGCGGUCCUGGGUCCCUGUCGGGCCCCGGGCCGGCCACCAGCUGGGCCCUCUCGCCGGUGGUUCUGUCCCUGUCAUGCUCGGCCAACUUGGACCAGGCCCGCUUGUGGGAGGCCUCCUCCUGGGCCGAUGAGCGCCUGCUGUCGGCCGGGGCGGUGGCCGAUGACCGGCCGCGCCGGCCGCGCAAGCUCGCCGCCCCGGUGGCCACCCCUGGGCUGUAUGUGGCCGUGCUCCACAUCGACAGCAGCCUCAACAUCCAAAUUGGCGUGCAAAUGACCAAUGGCUUCCUGCCGCCGAUGGCGCGCGUGCGCGAGUCCGGCCUCCUGACCAACGCCGAGUGGGCCCUCAUCCGGCGGUCCUGCGGCACCGACACACUGGCCGUGGACCCGGGGUCGGCGCAUGCCGGCCUCCAGCGGCAGCUACUCCUGGCCCUGGACAGCCUCGAGGCCCAAACCGGCCUGCACCUCCUGCAUCAGUUCCUGUUUACCGAGGAGCCGGUGCGCCUCGGCGGUCCCGGGUCCACGGCCACCGUGGUUCUCUUUGUCAUGCCCAUGAGCCAGGGCGGUCGUGGAGGAGGGGGCCCUGGCGGUGGUGGUGGCGCUGGCGGCCGCGGCGGCGGCCCCGGGUCCGGGUCCCUGCUGCCCCUCGGCGGUGGGCUCGGUGCCGGCCCCGGCGCCGAUCACCACCUCGGUGCCAGUGGCAAGGGCUCCGGUCGCAAGUCCUCUCUCAAGCAGGUGCUCACCCGCUUUGGCGGCGGCGGCGGCGGCGGCGGCGGCGGCAACAGCAAUCGCCCCUCGCCCGGUAGCCUCUCCUCCGGCAUCGCGGGCGAUGACGAUGGCAGCCUGGCCACCGGUGUGCCGCUGUCCGGCGGCGUGGGGCGCGGCUCCGGCCCGGGGUUCGGCUCUCUGCCGCCCUCCUCCGGGAUCAUCCUCAAGCCGCUGCUCCUGACCGACACCCUAUACAAGCACAUUUUCUUCCGGGCCCGGACGGCGGCCAUGCGCCGGCGCACGCGCGACAUCAGUGCCCGACUGGCCUACCUCCACCGGCUGGUGCCGCAGGUGGACGUGGAGCUGGACCUCCUGACGUCGGCCUCGACCCAGCUGAUCUUCAGCCAGGCGGCUGCGGCGGCGGCCGCCGCCUCGGCAAGUGGCCCCCCGGACGGGGAGCCUGCCACCGUGGCGGCUCCCCCCCGGGCGGCCGGCAACCCCUUUGCCAUGAGCAUUGACUUCUUGCGGCAGCUGCGUGCGCGCCUGUUGGGGCUCAUUUCGCACUUGGAGGCCCGGCGCGAGGCCGACCGGACCGGCUGGCGCCAGCUCGCCUGGUCCUUGAAUGUCAUCGAGUGGGAGCGGCAGCGCGCGUUCACCCGGCUGACGGUCGGCCUGCGCCAUGAUUACUCCCUCGGCGGCGGGUCGGCCGACCUGCCGCUGGUGGCUGGUCCCUCGCCGGGCAGCGGCCCGUUGACGCGGUCCCUGAGCACUUCCGGCGCGAGUCCGCUCUCCAAUGGCACGCCCUUGUCCGGUGGCGGGGAUGCCGGCGCCGGCGGUGCCGGCCUCCUCUCCGUGGACACGGCGGCCGCCCCGCGGGUGGGCAGCCUCUCCGGCGGCCGGACCUGGGUGUCGCCCUCGGUGCCCACCUCGCCGCAGCGUGGUGCUGCUGCCUGGUCGGGGACGGCCACCGCGCCGCGCUUCUCCCGGCCCCUGCCGCCGGCGCCGCCGGCCCCGGGGACCGUUCGCCUGCCGGGCAGCCUCAGUCCCAGCAGCGGGUUCUCCUCCGGCGGCGUCACCGGCAGCCCGGAGGACACCGAGGCGGUUCUGCAAUCGGUCAGCGCCACCUUCGGCCUGCGCACGGGCGACCUGCCGCCGGGGGGUGACCGGGUGCACCUGUCGCCGGAGGCGGCCCUGUCGCACAGCUCCCUCGAGGGUGGGGGGGCUCUCUUCCGGUCGACCUCCGAUGCGGGGUGCAUCUCGGCCAUUCCGCCGGCGGUCGCCGAGCCGGACGCCGGCCGGCUGUCACCGCUGCCCCAGUCCCCGCUCGAGGCGGAGGAGGGUGCCCAGUGUGGCGGCCGUGCGCCGCUUGCUCCGCGCCGCCCGGCCGGCAGCGCCCCCAGCCGCCUGCCCAUGUCGCGGUCCGUGCCGUUGGAGAUGCACCGGCUGUCCUUGCGUGAGCCAUGCAUCGCCGCCUCCGUUGGUGGUGCUGGUGCUGGCCCUGGGUCUGGCGUCAUCGCAUCCACCGGGGCAGGGGCUGGGCCCCUGCUGGGUGGCAUGCCGGAGGAGGACGAGCAGGCGGACCAGUAAUGGCAGCAGCUGUUGCUGCUCCCGCGGAACCACGGCCCCGGUCUCCUG